Molecule: messenger RNA, 1518 nt
Organism: Aspergillus udagawae
Lineage: Eukaryota; Fungi; Ascomycota; Eurotiomycetes; Eurotiales; Aspergillaceae
Product: glycosyltransferase family 15 protein
Exons: 5
Coding region: 1-1518 (505 amino acids)
Biological process (GO): protein N-linked glycosylation; cell wall mannoprotein biosynthetic process
Cellular component (GO): Golgi apparatus; membrane
Molecular function (GO): alpha-1,2-mannosyltransferase activity
Source: RefSeq, a predicted model, not a curated record
AUGAGCUUCAUUCAACGUAUUGUGAAGCGGUUGCCCUCUACGCCGAAUCUACCCUUCGAUGACAGCUCACGCGAAAAGGCUCGGAAUUUUUCCAGAUUCGCUUUCCUGAAGCGCAGGAUACGAUUAAAGGGCAACUCGUCGAUUUCCAUACCCCUAGGCUUUGUUCUGUUAUUCCCGUGCCUUGUGAUUAUCCUCAUUUUACUCUUGUUCGUGCGACAUCCAGCCUCUCCUGGAGGGAUUCUCAUUCCGGCAGGCACUCCGCCCUCGAUCAGGAGAAUAAGUGAGAGAUAUGACAAGGUCUUUGCUACUGGCUGCUUGCCAGUUGAAGAGGUGCCCCCUGACUAUAAACGGGCAAAUGCUGCGUUUGUCGUCCUCGCCCGUAACAAGGAAUUGGAGGGUGUUGUUCAGUCACUCAAAUCCAUUGAGCGUCACUUCAAUCGCUGGUACCACUAUCCAUAUGUAUUCUUGAACGACGGCGACUUCGACGAUGACUUCAAGGCCACCGUCAAGAAUUACACGAGCGCCCCUGUGGAGUUUGGCAAGAUCGAUGAGACCAUGUGGGGUUUCCCUGACUGGGUUGACCACGAGGUUGCCAAGGAAGGUAUCAGAAAACAGGGAGAUGCUGCAAUUAUGUAUGGAGGCAUGGAAAGUUAUCAUCAUAUGUGCAGAUUCUAUUCCGGGUUUUUCUACAAGCAUCCCCUCCUCAUGAAGUACGAGUGGUACUGGCGUCUUGAACCGGAGAUCAAGUACUUCUGCGAUAUCACAUAUGACCCUUUUAUCAUGAUGGCCGAGUCUAAUAAGACUUACGGUUUCACUAUCGCCGUCAAAGAACUCCGCGAAACUGUACCCAACAUCUUCCGCUACGCGUCCGCCUAUAUGCGAAAGAAUAAUCUCAAGUCGAAGGGACUUUGGGAAAUGUUUCUUGAGAAGCCUGAAGAGGAAGAACCCAAGCCGGAAGAAGAGAAGAAGGACAAGCUUCCCGACGAGAUACUCCUUACCGAUCCGGGCGAGAAUGCGCUUCCUGAAGUUGAUCCAGAGGCUAUGGAGGGCGAGAAGUACAACAUGUGCCAUUUCUGGAGUAACUUCGAAAUCGCACGGCUGGAUUGGUUCCGCAGCAAAGAAUAUGAGGAUUUCUUUGAGAUGAUGGACAAGAGCGGGGGCUUCUGGAUGGAGAGAUGGGGUGAUGCGCCUAUCCACUCGCUAGCCGCUGGCGCUCUCUUAUCUCCCAGCGACAUCCACUACUUCCGUGAUUUUGGCUAUCGUCACACCACGAUCCAACACUGUCCUGCAAAUGCGCCUGCGCGACAACUGCCCCGAAUUCCAUAUCUGGAAAAGACCACGGUGGAUGAGAAGGCGCGAAUCGAAGAGGAUGAAUACUGGGCGACUUUUGACGCCGUCAAGGAGAACGGUGUUGGUUGCAGAUGCAGGUGUGAUACUGAUAUUGUGGAUGUUGAAGGCAAACAAGGCAGUUGUCUCGCCGAAUGGGUAGAAGUUGCUGGAGGAUGGGCAUCUCCAUAG